Wasmannia auropunctata (little fire ant) is the source of this 7192-nucleotide messenger RNA. RefSeq names its product general transcription factor 3C polypeptide 1. Gene Ontology annotation, molecular function: DNA binding. The coding region runs from base 370 to 7167 and encodes 2265 amino acids. Gene Ontology annotation, cellular component: transcription factor TFIIIC complex. Lineage: Eukaryota; Metazoa; Arthropoda; Insecta; Hymenoptera; Formicidae. The transcript has 15 exons. Gene Ontology annotation, biological process: 5S class rRNA transcription by RNA polymerase III; transcription initiation at RNA polymerase III promoter. The record is from RefSeq and is a predicted model, not a curated record.
CCAAUCACAAUAAUCACAUGCGAGCAUGCAGUGAAUCGCAUUCAACGACGUUAUAUAUGUAAUGAGCGCAAAAAAAUAUUCGUACAGGGGAGAUUUUUAUAAAAGUAAAUAAUUGAAAUAAUUGAAAUUCGUGCACUUCGCACGGACCGAAUUGGUAAUGGUCAUCAUUUCGUGCCCCCACCCUUGCAUGCGCAAUAGCUUGUUUCUUUAUACCGGCGAAAGAGGUUAAGUACACGGCAGUGUUUAUAUAUCUCACUGGUACGCGCACAUGACUUACUAAGAAAUUUGGAACUGUUUGAAGCUUCAUAAUUAUAUAGAAUUGUAAGAAAAAGUAGCUACUGCAUUGAAAUACGUUGUUAUUAAUAAAACAUGGCCUAUCCGACGUGUAAUUUAGCAGAGUUGAUCGUCGACGAGGUUGCCUUAGAAGGGUUAGACGGCAUUACUUUACAAGCAUUGUGGUUGCGAUUAGCAAACAGAUACAAUGAAUCCCAGCCAUUCACUAAGUUCUUCAUGGAGCAGGUGUGGCUUAUAUGCACAAAAGUGAAGGAUUUUCAGUUUUACGAAUUGGAGACACCCAGAGAGCCACUUGUAAUAUUCGAUCGUUAUGAGUUUGUGCAUCCAGAUCUUGGUAUCAUACUCGAGCCACCAACCGUUCCGCCGGAUAUUUAUCCUCACUGCCCUAUUCAAGAUUUUAAGACAGGUGUGAGGGGAUCUUGCGCCACGUAUUACACAAGGAAAGAUAUCACAGACGCUGUGAGAGACGCAAGUUUGGACGAGAUGACAGAAAAGUAUGGGCUAAGCUUGGUGAUUGUAGCAUCUCAGCGCGUUAGGACACAAGCUUUGAUGGGCGUCAACGUAAAUCCGACGUUGGAACUGACUAUCAUGCGCUACUGCUUCCUGGAGAGAGUGGGCCGAGCUCGUUACCACGGCGAGGUUACUCAAGGUAAACUCAGCUUGGCCGCGCUCAAGGAGGAUCCAAAGACCCUGUUCUAUCACCGAAAGUUUCUGCUGCAGCACAAGCUGAUUACGAAGCAGGUCCACCAUCAAAAGAGCGCCGGACAUUGCGGCAGCGGUAGUCUGUUGCAUCUGACGCGUUUCUACGUGGAGCGAAAGCCGAAGAUGAUCUACCUGGCGGAACAGGUGCUCGAUAUUCUACGAACCAAAGAGAAUGGCGUGGCCGAAUACGACGAGAUUAAGAAAAAGCUUGGAAUCGAGAAUUCUAUCAAGAAACUGUUUAGAACGGCCUUCUUUCAAAAGAUCGUAAAGACGGAUAUCACCGUGCCGUAUAGGACUUUGUAUCCGAAAGCCGAGUCCAACGAGUGGCGGCAAAAGCAAGAUCCUUCGAAGGAGAAAAAGAUAAGAGUCGUGCAGGUGCUGUAUCCGGAUGUCGAUGUUGCUGAUAUAUGGAAUAAAGAAGAGAAGGAUGACGACGAAGACAUCGUUGAAUUGGAUGUGUCUAAUCAUAAAUUUAGUGUUCCUUAUCUGAAACAAGCAAAUGCUAUUAUUGAGGCUAGGCAAUCGGAAGGUAUAUCCCAAGCUCGUUUGGGAAAGGAGAUGGGCCUCACCAAAUUACAGGCUAGAUCAUUUCUGAGAAAUAUGGUGAAGUCGCGCAUCAUUGCAACGUAUAUGGACGAUAUGGGCCGGCAGAGGAUUACAAAGUAUGUCUCGAAGAAAUUCGAAAAAAGUAGCAAAAUGAGUAAGCAAUUUAACAAAGAGGUACACAAGAUUAAAGAGCUCUCCAGGAAAAUAAUUAGCAAGAGCAAAGAGAAUCUGAGGAACACAACGAUCUCGCAAGCAGAAAACGAAGAGCACUCCGCGAUCCAUGAAGACGACCAAACAAGUAAAAAAUCCUGUAUCGACCGUCACGUUGAUGAAACUGAUGUUGAUGCACCAGUUAUUGAAGAUAAGACUGAAGAGGAGAAAGAUAUUUAUGCAGAUGCAAAAAAGGAAAUGGAAUUGAAGAAUUUGUUCUAUGUCGUCAAUGGAAUUUUGCGCAAGUACCAAUUGUCAAAAUUCGGAUCUAAAUACAGAUGCACAACGUCGAAAUCUUUAUUAAUGAAGCCAAAGGAUUCCGAUAGCAACGCGAAGGAGCAGAAAGCGAAGCUCGACGCUAUGUCUACGUCUAUGCAGCAGAUCGUCAACGACGCCAAAGCCACAUCAUUUUAUAACAGCAUAAAGACGAAUUUGAUAGCGCAAAAGCCCAUUCGCACUGGGAAAGGAAUUAGUGAGGUCUUUGGUUUCAUGGAAGUCGUGCAGAACAGCGAGAAUAAAAACUCUAAUAUUACAUAUAGAUUGUUAAGGCGUGCCAACAUGAUAAUCGAGGCAGUGAAGGAACAUCAAGUGAUUGAUGAUACAGCGAAACUCAUGAAGAUGAUCUACGAGGAAGAAGAUAAAGAGGGCUAUGAUGUGAAGAUUGACAAGAAGUCUCUCAUCAGACUACUGCAGAAACUUGCCAAGGAUAACCUGGUGAAGAACAUUAAGUUGACCUUGAGUGCAAAUGGACGCGAGAAGAACUUGACGUUUAUUUGCGAUCCCAACAUCGACACCGAUCAUACCGUGAUUAAGUCGGCCGUCGAGCAAGCGAAGGUCAAGUUCUGUUUAUUGGCGUCUCAGAAGGCGAGGAUGCUCGCAAAGAAGACGGAUAAGCAGGACAAGGCGGACAAGACGGACAAGUCGUCGGGCUCUAAGGAACGAUUGCAGGAGCCCAACAAGACGGCGUCUAAAUUGUCUUCCGUCAACUACAAGUACGAUGCCAGGGCUGGCAAGCAUUACGGUUUCAGCCCGAAAUUCGUCAGGAUGCGGAUGAUGCACAUUCUGCUCUUCUACCUGGUCUACGAUCACCCUGGCGUACCGAAAUUAUCUCAGCAAGAACAGGUGAAGAUUCUCAAAUCCAAAGGAUACGAGAUGGACGACGAUCUCGUCCAGGAGUUCAGUACCAUUUACAACACCGACGUAAGUUGGAAGAUGUUCAUCCCGCCCUUGCCUAAACACAUCGGAUGGUCCGACGGUUGGACGCUGAUGUGCGACGUUCUGUUAGGCCUGCCCUUAUAUAUUUUCGUCAAGGUGCAUAAUAUUACCUUUACGAUCCCGGAAUUGGAGCACUACUUAAAUCAUCCGAUCAGGAAAUAUUAUCUUGUCAAAAACCUUCCGGUCAUCAUACGCAAUACUCUUUUGCAUGCGCGGAAGUAUAUAUUCAAUAUCCAUGAUACUAUAACCAGAUUAGGCUACAUUGGCUUGGUGCAAUUUGGUCCGCAACGGCUGAAAGACAAAGAUCAAGUAUUCAUCUAUGUGAAUCGGCGCACGGAACUGAUGGAUACGACCACUUCGGCACCGAGUUAUCACAAGAUCGAAGAUAAGACGUAUCCAGUGACAAAGUAUUUCUUCGAUAGCACGCAGAGCGUAUCGAAAUAUUGGUACGAUAUGUGGACGAUUUGCGUUAAUACUCUACUUGGCGGUAGGCUGGUGGUACAUGGCAAGGACAUUCUACUUGAGGAUUUAAGCAAAAAGACUGCUAUGAUAGAAGCGGUUGCAGCACGCAAUCCUAAAGAGGCUGCGGAAAGAGAUACCGGUGUAGUUCCCGGAGAUCAUAAAGGAGCGGCUGGUCUCGACUCAGCUUUCUUCGCUCAUCUGAAACGCAAUUGGAACUGGUCAAGCAAUUAUCCUACGCAUCAGCAGGUGAGCGAAGAAAUCUCAUCCAGGAUAGAAAAUGAUUGCGUUGAUAAGACUUCUAGGAAUUAUGGAAAAUCCGGCACGGGCCAACGGGACUUGCAUCUAUCGAAAAUUCAAGCGAAACCAGUUAAGUAUACGGAGUACGACGGUCUGAAGAAGAUCUUGGGGCCGCCACCGCCACCGUCUACCGUCAGCAUGACCGAAUUACGGAAGAAGGUACACAAUCAGCUCAGCACUGCCGGACGGAAGAACGAGGCCCUACCGUCGCAUCAGUCCAGCAGGCAGAAGUCCUUCGUGCGGCGUGUGAUGCCGCGCAAGAAAAGUGUACGGAAGCGCCGUCUCAAGUACGACGAGGACGACUACCGGGCGAUGCAGCAGAUGAAUAAGCUGCGGGUAGAGUGGGAGACUCACGAAGACAAUAUCCUGCUGGUAUGCAAAGUGGCGACGACCUACCUGUCGCCGAAUCCGCGCAAGCAGGUGGUCAGCUUCAUAGCUGUGCGGGAUGUCCUGCGAACGUUCUCCUACAGCUCGUACAACAAGACCUCGCGCGCCUGCCAGCGCCGGUUGAUGUACAUGCUGCGACAGCCGCGCACGGUGAACAGCGUCACGCUGGGCAUCGAGGAGAUCAAGCAGGAUCCGUUCGUCGAUAGGCGAUACGGCGGCGUGAUGGAAAGACUGAAGGGCGAGUGCUCGAGCUCGACGGAGUACGAGAAACGAGUGACGGAGGUUUUCAAGGAGCUCGUCGGCUAUAUCGUUAAGAAGUAUUACGACAUCGCGGAGAUCAAGCCAAAGGAGCAUAUGGCGAUGCCGAAGACCGUGCAGGAGUUUAAUCUUCUCUUCGAGGUGGUCCAUCCGAUGAAGCCGUCCCAUAAUCAGGGGUUCGUGAAGGACGUGCGAAGCAUAAAUGACAUUCAUUCGGCGACUAUCAAUUCCAUCAUACACAGUUCCAUGUGCUGUGGAAAGGACAGGCGGUCUUGGGCCUAUCAGCUCUUUAUGGUAUAUCAGCAUUAUUCGGAGACCCUUCUAAAGCAAGCGAUGAAUAAGAUCAGAUCGGAUCAAAUGGUGACGGUAAAGAAGCAUCACUUGGCGACUAUUAAAAAGUACGGCAACUAUAUGCCGAUGAGCAGUUCGCAGUAUCAACUGAGCAUUAACUAUAUCUACAAGUUCCAAACUAAAUGGACUUAUGAUGUCUUCAAGGAGACCUACGACGUCUUAAUUAGAUUACUGCAAUGGUAUUCCGAGCGCAAAAAUGUUCCUUUACAGGAACAAGAAACAGAAUUCAACGGUAUUGAGAUCCCGAUUUCCAGUGGCAUUGUUACCAUCAUGCAUGAUCUUCUAGCACGCGAUCAUAUCGACUUCGACAUCGAGAUGCCGGACCAAAUUAUUAUGUUGGAUGCGAGAUAUCAAGGCAAAGACGAUUUCAGGGUUGCCCAAAGGUACCAAGAUAUUUUGACAAGACUUUACCGUUUUAAGUUUGAGAACGUCGCCGCUCAGAAUGCUAGAGAUUCUGAAACGGAAGAAAUUUCCCAGGAAAAUUCUUUGAAAAGGAGAAAACUCGAGAACGACGAGCCUGAAGAACCAAUGUUGAAGAUCUCUCGUAAAAACGAGGAAAGUAUUGAUGACAAGCAAGAGAACUUCCAAUCUCAACAAAAUGAAAAUACAUCACUCGACAAGAAGCGAUCAUUUGACGAAAGCGACAAACCCGAAGAGACGAGUCCGAGGGAACGUUCUCAUGAGCAAAGUAGUAAGAAAACUCGUGCAAAUCGUUUAUCAAGAAAAAGAUCUGCCAAUAUUGAAGAAGAUUCCACGGACUGCGACGAGCAGCUUUCGAAGAGAGCAAGACUGAACUCCGAGGAUUCGAUGGAUUUCGAGGACUCGGAUGAAAAUGAGGAAUCUAAGCUUCUUGAAGAAGAAUUGUGCGAUGAUCUUGAAAGCAUUGAAAAAAUGCUUUCGGACAGCUCCAAACCUUUCAAAGUGAUGAAUGAAUUAAAGAAGCAGAUAAAAGAAGAUCCUUCGAUGCAGCCGAAUAUAACUGAUAUGACUUCAGUUCCCCGACGCGUCAGCGAGAUUAUCAAGAAUAUGUUGCCCGAGACGAACUACUUUAGUUCUUGCAGCAAGAUAGAAGAUACAAGUGACGUUCAAAAGAAAUAUACUAGAAUAGCCAUGCUGAGGAUGAGAGAGGAAUUAAACGAUCUCUCGGUAACCGACAGUCAUCACGCCCACGAAUACUUUGUGGUUAAUAGCUUCAGGAUGUUCUACAACUUGGAAUUGCCAUCGUCUUCAGUUGUAGAAGCAUCCGCGUCAUUAGACAUUGAGAACUUUAAAGGUCAUUCGGUGCCCAAUGAAUUAAUACCGUUGAAAAUCGAGAUUGUAAAUGACUUUCUGGACGAGUUAAAUCGGACUGCCAUUUUUCCGAAGAACGAUAUCUCUUACUCGGACUACAAGAGCGAGAUUGUGACGAAGAAGAAGGAAAUAGCAGUCGAUUGGAAAUAUGUCGACGCGGUGUGCGAGUUCGUCCAAGAGAAGAGAGAAAUCGGCGUCACUUCGCAGGAGCUGCUGGAUAAGUUCUUCGAUGAGCAAGGAGAAGAUUUGUACAAGGUCGCUUCGCUUUUAGUGGAGAAUCAUAUAUUUUUACGCUCUGGCGUCACCAAACCGCGCUAUAUUCAUCAUCGUUACGUGGAUCCUUGGUUAAUUCAUUCCUACAAGAUAUAUCGUCUUGAACAAGAAUCCCUAGUGCCAUUCAAGGACAGUAUAUAUGCCACAAUGCAGCCAGGGGAAAUGAACGCUGAGAUAAAUGCUGAGACGGAUGCGAAAAGUAUGAAUCUCCACAAUGAAGAAGAAAAUGCAAAUGAAAAACAUGAAAUAGAUAUUGCAAUAGCGUCAACAUCAUCGGACAACCAAGAAAGCAAAGAGAAGAAAAACGAAAAAACGGACAAUGAUUUAAUUAACGAGAAGAAUGAGAAGAAGGAAAGUAGCGAGAUCAACGAGGAGGGUACUUCGCGCACGAGAAAAAGAACAUGCAAGCAAAGGACGCGUUUACUCCCACAAAAGGACGUGUACAAAUCUGCGCAGCAACUAGAUUUCACAACUACCGAGGAAAUAAAGGUCGCGAUAAGACCAUGGAUACGCAUAGACGGCGUGUUAAAUCGCAAAGUUCUAGAUCGAAUGUUGGGUGCGGUUCUGAGUUACUGCUUGCUUCAUCCCGGGCUCACGAUGGUGAAAAUGCAAAGCAGAUUCGUUCCCGCUCUACAACCCUAUCAUACGCGUGAAUUGCUUGAGAUGCUGAUCAAGUUGGGAUGUUUAAAGAGUAAGCUCUUGAAGAAAACGCGCGUUACUCUAUUCUCUGCACCGCCUGUAGUUAACAUCAGUAAUCUAACUGCAGACACUGUUGGUUGGUCCGCUGAAGAUGAAAUAGUACUUGAGCCUACCAUAGAUGCUAUAUUAAAGUUUAGUAUAUUUUUGAGUACAAGGACAUAUAGCACAGAUUUUAUGCCGUAAAUAUAUAUAUAUAUAUAUAUAUAUA